Messenger RNA from Gadus morhua (Atlantic cod), 7139 nucleotides. RefSeq names its product nucleoporin 210 (gene nup210). NCBI's taxonomy places the organism in Eukaryota, Metazoa, Chordata, Actinopteri, Gadiformes, Gadidae. The record is from RefSeq and is a predicted model, not a curated record. Bases 457 to 6120 code for a protein of 1887 amino acids. Gene Ontology annotation, cellular component: nuclear pore. The transcript is spliced from 40 exons.
CAGCGCACAUUGGAACUCCUACAAUUGAUAAUGGCGGGUAUUACUUCAAACGUGCAUCAUUUUAGGAGAUAUAGCUAAUAUUGUGUAUGGAAAUUAAGACACGAAAAUUAAAAUACAAUUCAAUGGCAUGUUUUCGCCAGUAUUAUUGAAGAGACUCAAAGCGGCGACGGACGAACUUUAAGCAAAGACAACGUUACAUGUGAUGUGCUUGCUCCAGGUUCUGUAAUGAACUGAAACUAACUCAUGACAACGUGUGUUCGCCUCCAGCUAUUGUGGCGUUAAGAGAGCCGUUCUGUAGACGCCUACCUUACGGACUGAGCUCCCUGUUUGAAACCAUAGCUGAUGGGUAGUUAAAGUAGGAAGCUGAGUAGAAGACAGUCCACGCUGGUUAGUUAGUGCCCGUUUGGGACUGCUGCAUGUGGUUGACUGUCAAGUGUUGUGUUGUCCGAAGCAACCAUGGCUAACCCUUCCUUAAAGUCGUCAGUGUUUUUCAGCGUAUUACUUUCAGUUAUUUAUGUCAUCUCUGCCUCGAAAUUAAAUAUUCCCAAAGUAUUGUUGCCGCUUGCCCGAAGUACCAGAAUAAACUUCACAUUAGAAGCAACGCAAGGUUGCUACAGAUGGUCCUCCACUAGACCAGAGGUGGCAAGCAUUAAGGCGAUCAAUGGAGACAGCAGCAGAGAUUGUUCCCGGAGUGCAGUGCUCCAGGCCUUCUCCACUCAGCCUUCCAGACUGACCAGCAUAAUACUGGCCGAGGAUGUUGUGACCGGGCAGGUAUUGCGCUGUGAUGCGAUCGUGGACAUCAUCAGUGAGAUCAAGAUCUCGUCGACCACCAGAGAACUGCACCUGGAGGACUCGCCGCUGGAGCUGAAGAUCCACGCCCGCGACUCUGAGGGGAACACUUUCAGCACUCUUGCAGGGCUUGUGUUUGACUGGACAAUAGUCAAAGAUGCAGAUGUGGAUGGAUACUCUGACUCUUACAACUCCUUGCGGGUCCUUAAAUUCUCUGAGUCCACGUACACACCUCCAGGGUAUAUCACUGAGAUGGAGCGCGCCGGGAAACAGGGAGACAUUAUUUUGGUGUCUGGACUGAAAACCGGGCACGCCAAAUUAAAAGCCAAGAUUCAAGAGUCUCUAUACAAGGAUGUAGGUGCUGCAGAGGUGAAACUGCUGAUACUAGAGAACAUCCUGCUGAGUCCUGCUCAUGACGUCUACCUGCUGGCAGGCACCUCCAUCAAGUACAAGGUCCAGAAGAUCCGGCAGGGCAAGAUCACAGAGCUCUCCAUGCCCUGUGAUCAGUACGAACUCCACCUGCAGAACAGCGUGGUUGGGGGGACGACGACCCAAGAGCUAUCUGUGGCCAGCCUGGACCCCACCAGCUCCACGGUCACCGGCCUCCAGCUCGGACAUGUCAACGUGGUCCUCGAUCACAAGAGUCUUCGCAUGCAAGGAGUGGCACGCCUGCCCAACAGCACCCUCUACGUCGUUGAACCCGGCUACUUAGGUUUUAAGAUUCACCCAGGGGAAAGUUGGGUUCUGGAAACAGGCAGGGUGUAUGAUAUUGUUGUUGAAGUAUACGACAAGUCUGGGAAUAAGAUCUACCUCUCUGAUAAUGUUCGCAUUGAAACUGUAUUUCCUGGGGAGUACUUUGAAGUUGUGGAGUCUUCCCUAAAUGGAUCGUACCACCGCAUCAAAGCACAGAGAGAUGGCCAAACCCUCAUAGAUGCUACGCUCCGCUCCGUCGUGGAUCAAAGGGGAGGGGUUCAUGCACUUGUCAACCCAGUUCACAAUGAACAGGAUGUUGAAAUCUAUAAUCCCAUAGUUCUCAGUCCCAGAAUUCUGACGUUUCCAUGGCAGCCUAAGGUCGGCUCAUACCAGUAUACAAUACAGGCUGCGGGUGGCAGCGGCAAUUUCAGCUGGUCCUCAUCCAACACGGCUGUUGCCACGGUGACGGUUAAAGGGGUGAUGACGACCGUCAGCGACAUCGGCGUCAGUGCAGUGUACGCUCACGACAUGCGCAACCACCUGCACUACGGUCAGAUGAAGGUGUAUGUGGUGGAGCCCGUGGCCAUGGAUUUCUCUCCGUGUCCGGUGGAGGCCAGGGUGGGCAACGUGCUGGAGCUGCCCUUGCGGAUCUUCGGCCUGCUGGGCGAGGGGGGCGAGGUGGCCUCGGGGGAGAGGGUCAUGCUGAGCGACUGCUCGCACUUUGACCUGCAGGUGGAGGACGAGAACCACGGCGUCUUUGAGCUGCUGGAGGGCCGGCUGGCUCCGGGCCAGGGCCACUGCAGUGGGGUGAGGAUGAAGGGCCUGGCCACGGGCUACACCGUCCUGACAGUCAGCUACACCCACGGCAACGUCCAUCUCAGCGCCAAGAUCACGGUCGCUGCCUACCUGCCGCUCAGAGCGGUUGACCCCGUUUCGCUGGCCCUGGUGACCCUGGGCUCGUCCAAAGACAUGCGCUUCGACGGCGGGCCCAAACCCUGGCUCCUGGAGCCCUCCAAGUUCUUCCGCAACUUGAGAGCGGAGGACGACGACAGCGUGAGCCUGUCUGUGGCCGGACCCCCGUCCCACAACCACAACCCCCACUGGGUCAGGGCGACCUGCAGGGCCCUGGGGGAGCAGGUUUUGGAGCUGUCGGUCGGGAACCAGCCCAGUCUCACCAAUCCCUUCCCUGCUGUGGAGCCUGCGGUGGUCAAGUUUGUGUGCGCCCCGCCGUCUCGCCUCACCUUGGUGCCUGUGUACACCAGCGCCCAGCUUGACCUCACCUGUCCCCUGCUGCAGCAGAACAAACAAGUGGUGCCUGUCUCAAAUUACCACAACCCAGUUCUGGACCUGGCCGCUUUCGACCGCCAGGGAAGGAGGUUUGACAACUUCAGCUCUCUGAGGAUAGAGUGGGAGUCGACCAAAUUCAACCUGGCCAGCAUCGAACCCAGCAUGCCCAUGGAGCUGCUGCUGUCUGAGGACGGCCACAGCCAAAUGAAGCUUCACGGUCGUCAAACGGUGCUGGUCCACCACCAGACUGGGAUCGCCGGCAUCACCGUCAACGCUCUGGGUUACCAACCACCACACCUAGACGCUGCAAAGGCUCUCAGUCCGUAUGACCCCUUGACCCCUGUUUCAGCCACACUGGACCUCCUAUUGGUUGAAGAUGUGACGAUUACGCCCAGUGCAGUCACUAUAUAUAACCACCCUGACGUGCGGGCGGACCUGUCCUUGCGCGAGGGCUCCGGUCACUUCUUUGUCAACACCAGCCUCAAAGGCGUGGCGGAGGUGACGUUCCAAGGCGCGGUGGGAACGGCCCAGGUGGUCCCGGUGAGCGCCGGCACAGUGAAGGUGAUGGUGCACGACCUCUGCCUGGCCUUCCCAGCGCCCGCCACGGCCGCUGUGCACGUGUCUGACAUCCUGGAGGUGUACGUGCGUGUGGUGGACAAGGUGGAGAUCGGUAAAUCUGUGAGAGCCCACGUGCGGGUGCUGGAUGACGACAAGAAGCCGUUUCCUGCUAAAUAUUUCAACUUCAUGAAUCUGAAACUCAAGGCGGCCUCCGGCAUCGUGUCCCUGCAAGCCGAGGUGUCUGAGAGAGACACGGCCGUCUUCCUGGUGAAGGGGCUCUCCAUCGGCCAGACCACUGUCUCCGCUGUGGUGGUGGAUAAAAAUGGCAGGAAAAUUGCAUCCGCCCCUCAGCAGAUCGAGGUGUUCCCGCCAUUCAAGCUCAUCCCGAGAAAGAUGACUUUGUUAAUUGGAGCCAUGAUGCAGAUCACUUCCGAGGGCGGGCCCCAGCCCCAGUCCAACAUCAUCUUCUCCAUGGCCAACGAGGAGAUCGCCUCCGUGGGGGGGAUCGGCCACGUCAAGGGCCUCACCGUGGGGAACGUCACGGUGACCGGGCUAGUCCAGGCUGUGGACACAGAGACCGGGAAGCUGAUCGUGGUCUCCCAGGAUCGAGUGGAGGUUGAAGUGGUGCAAUUAAGAGCCAUUAGGAUCCGGGCCCCCAUUACCAGGAUGAAGUCCGGGGCUCAGAUGCCCGUGUAUGUGAUGGGUCUCACCACCAGUCAGACACCCUUCUCCUUUGGCAACACGCUGCCUGGCCUCCUUUUCCACUGGUCCACCACCAAGAGAGACAUCCUGGACGUCCAAUCACGCCACAGCGAGGCCAACAUCCACCUGGCUGCCGAGCACAACUUUGCCAUGAGUGUGACGGGCAGAACCAGGGGCCGCACCGGCCUCAAGGUGGUGCUCAGAGUCACCGACCCCACCACCGGACAGCUGGCCGGGGGAGCACAGGAGCUGAGUGACGAGGUGCAGAUCCAGGUCUAUGACAAACUGCACAUGGUUAAUCCACAAGUGAAGGGAGAGGAAAUACUGAUGGCUCCCAACUCAUUCCUCAAACUCCAGACGAACAGGGACGGCGUGAGCGGCCUGUCCUACAGGAUGCUGGAGUGCCCUGACCAGGCGGUGGUGGCGCAGGUGGACGAUAAGGGCUCCCUCUCCUCAGGCUCCCUCACGGGCUCCUCCUCCCUGCUGGUCACCUCCCAGGAGGCCUUCGGUGUCAAUCAAACCCUGAUCCUCGCCCUCAAGGUGCUGCCCGUCUCCUACGUGCGCUUCAGCACCAGCCCGGCGCUGCAUACGUGGUCCCGGGAGACGCCGACCGCCAUCCCCCUGGGCAUGGCGCUCACCUUCACCGUCCACUUCCACGCAAACACCGGCGAGACCAUGCACUGCUCCAGCUCCAUGCUCACCUUCUCCACCAACCGGGAUGACCUGGUGCAGGUGGGCGCCGGCCCGGCCAACAACACCCUGACGGUGCGGACGGUGAACGUGGGCCUCACCCUGCUGGCCGUGUGGGACCGGGAGCAGAUGGGCGUGGCCGACUACCUCCCGCUGCCCGUGGCGCACGCCAUCGGGCCCCCGGAGGCGCAGGCGCUGGUGGUGGGCGACGUGGUGUGCUUCGCCACCCAGCUCACCAGCCCAGAAGGGUCACUGGGCACGUGGAGCUCCUCAGCCAGCGGGGUCCUCGAGGUGGACCCUCAGUCGGGCACGGCCGUGGCCAGAGACUCGGGCGUGGCCACCGUGUACUACGAGGUCCCCGGCGGCCUCCACACCUACAGAGAGGUGGUGGUGGAGGCAGCCACAGGGAUGGUGGUGAUUGCCCAGCCAGGUCCUGUGAGGAGCAACAAGGCCAGCAAAGUGUUGAUCGCUACCAGAGAGAAGGGCACCAACCUCAUAGGUUCCUGCUCCGCGGCCCAGACGGACGCCAUCGUCCAGCUGCACCCGGAGACCUCCGUCAGCUGCCACGUCAGCUUCACCAGCGACGCCGUGGACUUCCCCGCCGAGCGAGUGUUCUCCACGCACACCGCCUUCGACAGCAGCGCCGGUCUGUACUCGUGCACCCUGGAGCCGCGGCCGCUGGGCGAGCAGCAGACGCGCCUGCUGAGCGUGUCCAUGACCCAGCUGCUGGUGGCGGCCGGCCUGAGCGGCGCCGUCUCCCCGGGGGCCCAGGGCUCCGCCCGGCUGGCCUUAGAGCCCGGCCUGUACCCGGACCAGACGGAGCUGAUGCUGUCCAGCGCACACCCCACCGCCGAGCUCACCGUGUACGGCCCCGCCGCCGCCCUGGCCGGCCUGGAGGUGUCGUCCUCCUCGGCCAGCGUGGUGGUGCAGGAGAAGGAGACGCACACCGGCGCCUACCCCACCUUCUCCAAGUUCACGGUCACCGCCACAGACUCCCAGGCAGCCUACUACCCCGCCUCGUCCGCCGUCCUCUCCGUCAGCAGCCCCGCAGCCGGCCAGACGCUCCACAUCCCCGUCACCCUGACCCUCGGGGACCACCGCGGCUCCGCCAUGCAGGGCUCGUCCCCUGGCCCCUCCCUGCAGAGCGUCAUCGACUCCUACCAGAUGUGGUUCUUCACCGUGUUCGCCCUGCUGGCUGCCACCGCCAUCAUCAUCAUCGUGUGCCACGCCGUGUUCUCCCCCCGGGACCAGGGCCACCACGCCGCCGCCUUCGUACAGAGGUCCCCCACCGCUACAGGAUUCGGCUCCCCAGUGGCGGACCCGUUCAACCACACAAUCCCCUUCUCCGACCCGAAGACCAGCCCCAAGUUACGCCUCUUCUCCCCCGACUACCGGUCCUGAUGAGCUGGUGUCCCUGUCUGUUUGUCUGUCUGUCCGUCCGUCCGUCCGUCCAAGAGAAACAUACCACUAGUCAAUUUACUUUUGAAUGUCCCUCAUUUUCAAGUUGAUGAAUGCCGUUGGAAAGGCCAACAAAUUCAACUUGACAUUCUGACAAUUUCGUUAAUUUUAACGACGCAAUUACAUUGUAUGGCGGCAGACUGAGUGUGUGUGGCUCACUGGACCUUUUGUAGCUGUGUGUGUGUGUGUCAUGUUUUUUUUUUAUGCAAAGUGCAUCUUAAAAUAUAUAUUUAUAUGCACUUAAUGCCCAUGUUUUUGAUUGCGUUUGAAUUUGAUAACUCAAUUGAAAAAUUUAAAUUGAGUGCGCUUUAUAAUGCUCUGCCUCUGUACUACUCGACAUGAAGUAGUGUACAACGUUUGGUUUGAGGUGAAAUGUAAUCUCAGGAUCUGUGAUAAUUGCCGUGGCAUUCAUCUGCAAAUAUAAACUUGAUGUUUAUUUCACUGUUAUAGGAAACUUCGUGCCAGUUUAGCCAGUUGUGUUUCGUUUUACUGACUGAGUGAUAAACCCUUUCAAUGUGCACAUCAAAACCAACUAACGGUUUGGGAGUUUUAUUUCUCUGGCAAGCUUUCCGGUCAUCAGAAUUCAGAAUCUAGAAGGACUGAUACAUUUGUUUGUUUCUUUAGCCAAAGUCAUUCAGCUCUACUUUUACUAAACAAUGUGAAAUCAUCAACAAAUGUGAAGCAUCUUUCAGCUCUUAAUUUGCUUUCUGUAAUUUCAAUUGGUGUUAUUUCGAUAAUUUGUGUAGCAGGCUUCUCGGAUCCUAACUUUGCUUUAAAGAUUGGUACAUGGAAGUUUUAUGAUUUGCAUUUGAAGAACAAUUGUAUUUAUGUUAGUUAGUUUGAAGAGGAGAAGUUGUUCCUGUGAGUAAAUAAGAUGCUGAUAUUUUGUUAAUUAGGCGUGCCUUACACCAACUGAAUUGCAUAAAGAGCUUGUUUGUUAAUUAAAUCUGUCUUAUACCACC